Molecule: messenger RNA, 6749 nt
Organism: Tympanuchus pallidicinctus (lesser prairie-chicken)
Lineage: Eukaryota; Metazoa; Chordata; Aves; Galliformes; Phasianidae
Gene: VEZT
Product: vezatin, adherens junctions transmembrane protein
Exons: 12
Coding region: 91-2586 (831 amino acids)
Biological process (GO): cell-cell adhesion
Cellular component (GO): plasma membrane
Molecular function (GO): myosin binding
Source: RefSeq, a predicted model, not a curated record
CCCUCUGCUGCAAGUCGUGGUGCACUUUAGAGGCACCUGAGCCAGUGGCAAGUGGACUAAUUCAGUUGUUUUGCUUCUCAGCAGUCUACUAUGAGGAUAGGGAGGAUAGACUGUGCUCUCUUUUCAUCACAUCACUGGGAAGACGCAGGUGAUAGCAGAGUGAAAACAGAAGAAAGUACCAGCUUAAAUAAUUCACCACUCUACGAGUAUCUGCAGGAUUUGGGACACACUGAUUUUGAAGUAUGUUCACCUGUGUCACAGAAGGCAAAGCAAUGUGCAGUAGAGGAAGGCCAGAGAGAGAGGACUGUGCACACUGCCCAGAAACAAAGCAUCCUGUCAAAACUAGUUGAGUUCUUCAGAAGUUGGUUUCCCUUUCCACAAUAUAAGAAAAACGAUGACAUACUGCACCGAUUGGAUGUUGGAUUUCGAUUUGACACGCUCCGUACCAUCCUGCAACAGGAAGUUCUGCUGCAGGAGGAUGUGGAACUGAUUGAGUUCCUUGACCCGAGUAUCCUGUCUGCAGGGCAGUGUAAGCAACAGGAAAAUGGACAGCUUCCAACACUACGCUCCCUAGCAACUCCUAAUAUUUGGGAUAUCUCACUCUUGCUUGCCUUUGUAAGUGCCCUGCUUAUGCUUCCUUCAUGGUGGAAGGAGUCAUCGUGGCUACCGUGGGGACUGGUUCUGCUUGUGUAUGCAGUCUUUCGAGUGUGGGCCACAUGGAGGACAGCCAAGCUACAAAUGUCCCUGCAAAAAUACUGUACCCAGCUGGAAGAAACAGUAGCAAAUAGUCGAGCUUUUACUAAUCUUGUGAGGAAAGCUCUACGGCUCAUUCAAGAGACUGAAGUAAUUUCCAGAGGAUUUACCCUUUUGCUUGACAGGGUCAGUGCCGCUUGCCCACUUAAUAAAGCUGGACAGCAUCCUAGUCAGCAUCUUAUUGGCCUCCGGAAAGCCGUCUACCGGUCUGUCAGAGCCAACUUCCGAGCUUCAAGACUGGCUACUCUGUACAUGCUGAAAAACUACCCUCUGAACUCUGAGAGCGACAACGUGACCAGCUACAUCUGUGUAGUCCCUUUUAAGGACCUGGGACUGGGACUGAGUGAAGAGCAGGUAUCUGAGGAGGAGGCACACAAUCUCACGGAUGGCUUCAGCUUGCCUGCACUCAAGGUUCUCUUUCAGCUAUGGGUAGGGCAGAGUUCGGAGUUCUUCAGGAGACUGGUACUGCUCCUCUCCCCAGCCAAUGCAUCCCCCAAGCCCUUGAUCUCCCCUGAACGGUUGCCUCAUCAUAUCUUGUGUGAUGUGACUCAAGGCCUACCUCAUACACAUGCUGCCUGCUUAGAGGAGCUCAAGAGAAGCUACGAGUUUUAUCGGUACUUUGAAACUCAGCAUCAGUCAGGUUUUGAACGACCGACCAGAACAAAACAGAAGUCAAGAGAGUUGAACAGCCUUCAAACAGCAGUACGCAGUCUGCAGCUUCAUCUCAAGGCACUGCUGAAUGAGGUAAUAAUUCUUGAGGAUGAACUUGAAAAACUUGUUAGCACUAAGGAGACACCUGAAUUAACAACAGAAGCGCACCAGGUUCUGGAACAAAAACUAAAGUUUAUUCAGCCUCAUAUGCAGGCAAGCAACAGCUGCUGGGAAGAAGCCAUUUCUCAGGUGGAGAAAAUGGGUGGAAGAAACCCAAAUAAAAAAGGCAAGCUUGAAGCUUCCUGUGAUAACCUACAGCAUACUUCAGUACCUUUAAUACAGCCUACUGUGUACAUAGAAGACAGAGAUCCCAUCCCUGAAGAACAGGAAUUGGAAGCCUAUGUUGAUUAUUCUGAUAUGGACAAUGAAUAUAAUAGGGAAGCUUUUGACUGCUUUUCCCAGGAAGAGAGAGAGAGACAAAAACGAGAGAGAGAGGAAUCUAAAAGGGUGUUACAAGAAUUGAAAUCUGUACUGGGAUUUAAAGCUUCAGAAGCAGAAAGGCAGAAAUGGAAACAACUCCUAUUCAGUGACCAUGCUGCAGUGAAACCCUUGUCUCCUGUAGAGUCAUUGAAGCUCCUAAAUAGUUUGGAAUCACACAUGAAUUCAAAUACAGAAAAGCAGGACUGCAGCCAAAGUUGUGAUAAAUCUGAAGAAAGCGACUCUAAUUCAGAAGUGAAUGCUGCUGAUAAAAGCAGGACAGAAUAUUUGUAUGAAGGUCCUGAGAUGGAGAGAAACAAAGACAGUCCUACUGAAGAAGGUGUUUCUACAGAGGCUGAAGAGACAGUGUGCUAUCAGUAUGAAGGGGAUGUUGAAGAUCUCAAGCCAAGUGAUACGGAUAGAGUUUCACAGCCUCCCUCUGUGGAUGCACUGCAUUCAAAAAUUAAGCAGAGGCUGGCUCAGCUUCACAUAUCAACAGAUUUUAACUUCACAUCCGGUCUGGCUGCACAAGCUGCUGCCAGGUCUUUCUCUUUUACUACAAUGCAGGAACAGACUUUUGGAGAUGAUGAUGAGGAUGAAGAGGAGGAGAAGGAGGAAGGGAAGGAGCAAGAACAUGAAGACCUGAUGGAAGAUUUUAGGUAUGAAGGUGGUGGCUCUGAGAGUGAAGGAGAAGUACAAGCCUGAUCUGAACUUUUAAAAACCAACAACAGACAAUUUGGUAGGAAAAAAGAAAAACAAAAAAACUAACGUGGGGGUCUGAAGUUAAAAAUGCUGAAUGGAGAAAAAGAAAAAUAAAAUUAAAAAAAAAAAAAUUGGGAGACCUAAAUGUAAUAUGUCUUGUUCCCUAAGUCUGAGACACUAAAUGGGACUUCUGAGUAUGUGGAAAAUUUGCAGGUAAGACAACUUCAAGCUGCAACCACUAAGCAGUCGGCUGUUGCCUUUUUAAGAUCUUAGUGAUGAGUUUUGGAAUUACCUUCGUGUUUUCUGGUUUAUUUAUUUAUAUCAUGAAGUGCUGUUGUUGUUUUUCUAAAAAGAAUGAAAAACAAUGUAUUGAAUUACAUCAGACUGUCUUCUGCUUUCUGAUUUUGUUGUCUUGAAAUCAAACGUUAGUUCCAAUAGAAAAAAAAACAAAACAGGGCAUUUGUUUUGGAAGAAUCUGAACUGUUCCCUGUGAUCUUCCUCCACCACUGCUCGUGUCCACAGUGAGUUGGCUGAGCCACCGUAGACACUGGUGAAUCUGUGGCUUGUGAUGCUCCUGGCUAAAACAGAGUCUUAAGUAAAAACUUGAAAGGUCUUGUAUUUUAUGUGUCCUGGGGCAUGGGAAUGAAAUGCAUGAAGUUGGUCGUACUUCAUGUUAAGGUUUAUAUAGAAUUUUAUGAAAGGUUAAUAAAUGAUUCAUAAAUGUUGUAAUUCAUGUUAGAGAAAUGUGUAGCACGCGUUAGGGAGGGUUUUGAGCUAAUCAAUAUAAGGUACUAUAGACGAGUAGAAGCAAUUUGUUGGGUUGAUAAUAGGUGAGAAUUAAAUAGCUAUUUAGUAAAGCUAUUACUCCUUUGUUAACCUUUUAUAAAUUGAGCCUUAAUAUGUUUGAUUUGUAUAUUACUGUUUGUCCAGAAGCAUCGGACAACUUAUACAGUAUUUUCCUUAAAUGAUGUAUUUGCUUUUCCCUGAUGUUCUUUCAUUUUUCUCUUAGAGAACGACUGUAAUCUCUGUGAUUAAGAUCCAUGAUAGAACAAGAAUUACCUGUUUUCUAAGGUCUAUCUUAUAAUUUAGUUGACAUCUAAGCAUCGCUGUCCACUUACAUGUUGUGCUAAGGGAUGUGGUUUAGUGGAGAGGUAUUGGUGGUACAUGGAUGGUUGGACUUGGAUGAUCUUGGAGGUCUUUUCCAGCCUUGGUGAUUCUAUCUGAGAUUAUGUAUGUUGUUUUUUCUGCAGUGGUGUUAGGAAAAGCAGCAAGCUGGUGUGGCAAUGGUCACCUCACCGAGGAGCUGGUUAAUGGUUUUCCUGCCUUCUCUUCCUUUUGCUCUCAGAUACAAAAUGAAGCGAAGGACUCAUGUUUCUGAUGGUGAGAGAACAGCCUCUUAGUGUGGAUGUGGAUAAACUUGCAGUCACAGAAUGCCUCAGCAGUUACUUAUUAACUGUCUCUUAAGGCUUGCUGAUUUUUUUAGAAUAGAGGGUGUGGAGAUGCCAGUGGUUCAGAGCAGUAUCUUUCCCUGGGUGCUGUCUUGAGAAGUGGGGAAGCUAACGAAGGUUAGCAGGUUAGGAUGGGACUCUUGAUCAUAUGUCAGGAAAUGUGCUUUCUUUCAACCACACUCUCCAUCUGCUAGUAAUUUUGUGUGAUUGCUGCAAGUAUGUACAUUUUAUCCACAGUUCUUAUAGAGUUGAAUAUCAAUUUAUAGAGAAGGCUGUAUGUGAUUUAAGCUAUUCUUUCACAAUAUAAUGUCUGUUUUCUCCCUCACAGACAAAAAAAGAAUGUUUUGACGUACUUCACUAACCAGUAACACUGGAUUUUGUAUUCCUAAUUAUGUGCAACUGGAAGCUGAGUGGAGUUGAUGGGUGACUGGAAGUGGGAAUGGGAUUAGGGAAGAUGCUUCUCAAAGUACAUCCAGAAGCCAAGCCUCCUCUAAGUGGCAGGAUGUAUUCUUCUCUAGGCCCAUAAAGGUUACAAUAAGUUGAUGAAAGACUAUUUUAUUUUCUCUGUGGUAAGCAAUCGAGUCUAGAACAACUGUUUUGGAUAAGUGGUGUUUGAAGCAAUGCCCAUGCUUCUGAAAAAUAAGUCUUCCUCAUCCUUGACUUGAGAUCCUUGAUCCUUCACUAAGUGCCCGGAUGUUUUUUGUUCCUAGCUGACUGUUCUGAUUGCCCAACUGUAUGUUCCAUUAAUGCUUUCCCACAAGGUCACCUACCAAUAUCUUAUUAUCUGGUACUGUGUAUCCCAAAACUGAUUCUUUUUUCACCUAAACUUAGUUCACAGUGUAGAUGGCUGUGAUACCAACCUGGAAAAAUAAUAAAAUUUAGAAUAUGAGUUAUAACUCUUUUCACAGUUUUGGGUGAAAUCAGUAGGCACAUGAGUUCUUUGCAGUGCUACUAAAAUAGAUUUAAGAUUUUACAUCUGUAAGAGAUGCUAGUUCUUCAUUCCUUUGCUGCAGUCCUUAGCAAAAGAAGGAAAACAGACCUUGCCAGCUCAUUUGGGACCUAGCUUAAAAAUAUGCUGGUCUUGGUAAUAAAACUGGCCUCCUAAGAAACCCCAUCUGCCAUUAGUUGUUCACUUUCACCCAUCAAAUGGGUUCAACACAAGUUUUUGUGCCAUUGUUAUUAAUCAGCCUACUUAGUCAACCUGGUCCAAAAAAACAAACCUUUUUAGAGUUCACUUUUACGUCUCUUAUUCCAAUGAUGCAAUUUACAGCACUGACCCCCAAACUGCUGUAUUGGCAUAUACUGUGUUACUUGCAAGAGGCUCAGGAUUGUUCACAUUUAUGUUACUGGCAGAGACUAUGUACUGUGAAAUUACACUUCAAUGUUAGAGAUGAGUAUGCUGAAAGUAUUGCCUUUUGGAGCAACCUCUGAUUUCUACUUGGAUGGAUAUAUUUUCUGCAAGAAAAUUAAUUGAUUUGUACUCUUACUUAGUACAGUCUUAGAAGUUGUAUAAAUGAACGUCUGUGCUCACUUGCUUUCUCUCCCCAUAAUCGCAUUAUAUGUAACUGCCAUCAGGUCAUUUAUUUUAAUUUACUGAAUAUACUCCCUGCACAAAAAUUUGGCUAACAGUCUACAGCUUGCAAAGCAUAGCUUCCUUUUAUUUCAUAACUAGGUUCUGUCUACAUAUAGUCUGUUACGAUCCAGAGUCCCUUAUGAUAAUGUCAUCUGGCAGGACUGUGUGUACAUGCUGUAGAUUCCUUUAAGAACCUGACAUUCUUUUUCUGCAUUUAAAAUAAUGUGUAAACACACUGAACCAGGUAUUAGAGCUAAAGAGUUGUGUUAAUAUAUUGAGCGUGUCAGGGUCUAAGUGCUGUUCCGUGUUCUUUGGCUCAUGAGCGUAGGUAGGGAUUUUUGUAAAAACAGAACAUUUACUUCUUAGUGCUUUGUAACUUUUUGAAAUACGUUAAUCAGGAAAUCCACACUAAGUAAUGAAGCAAGCCAAAGGGUAUCGCAGCCAAAAUUCUUUGUGAAGAGCAGAGCUAACAAUAACUGUAUUCCAUUCCCAGUUAAGAGCUCUGUGAAGUUGGAAAGAAACAAGCAAUGACAUAGAAUUAAAUAAUUUCUUUUCUUCCUAUCUAUCUGGAAAGCAUUCCAAAGAUGGUAUUUGCUUCUUAGGUUGGAUUUCAAUCUACGAUUACAUCUUUGCUGUAGCAUAACUUUACAGCUAAAGAUACAGGUAGGAGGUAAAGACUUAAAUGGGGACAAAGAUCUAUAACAAAGACAGCAGUGGUUCUUUUUUUUUUAGUGUAUGUCUUCGUGACAUAUAAGUAACACUGAUGUAAUGGCAACAUAUAUUGAGAAUUACAGACAAUACAGACUCUUUCAGAUGGAGUGGAAUGUGCCUGUGUCAAUUGUAAGCAAGACUGGCUAACAUGAGAGGUCUUCUGGUUGCACUAACAAGGCAGUUUUACUGCUGACAGAGGGUUUCUAGAUAUCACUGAGCCUUGCAUUUUGUUACAAAACCUCAAGACGACAUUUGGAAGGGUGGCCAUUUUUAAUGACAUUUCAGACUUUGCCCUGAAUGCAUUUAUGUUUACAGCACUGGAAAUUUUAUGUGCAUCUGAACUGCAGAAUUUGCAAUCGUCUUACUAAUCUCUCUGCUCAUUUAAAAAAUAAGAAUAAACGGUGGACUAUGUAGAGUUGGUGGCCUACACUGAA